Funneliformis caledonium is the source of this 1146-nucleotide messenger RNA. The record is from the annotation of a GenBank genome assembly. Lineage: Eukaryota; Fungi; Glomeromycota; Glomeromycetes; Glomerales; Glomeraceae.
AUGUCUUUUUUCUGGGGAUUUGUCGCUGCGUUGGCAGGGAAUUCAAUUAUCGGUUUAGGAAAUUGUCUACAAAAGUAUGCAUUAACGAGUGGAGAAGCACGAUUUACAGCAUCAUCAAAUCAAGAUGAUACACGUUCUCAGCCGCUUCUACCGACUACUUCACCUGUUCCAGUAUCUUAUUCAAGGUUUAAAGAUCGAACAUGGUUUAUAGGAAUUUCUUUAGUUUAUCUAGGCGAGUUAUGUGGAAAUUGGGUUGCUCUUUCACUCAUACCCGCGUCAGUUGUCACCCCUCUUGGAAUUCUGGGAGUUGUUGUAAAUGCUAUACUUGCAAAGUUUUUGUUAGAUGAACAAAUUAGCUGGCGUCAAACCAAAGGAUAUUUCUUUAUUCUUUCUGGUGUUCUUGUGACGAUCGUAUUCUCUGCAACAUCAACGAAUAGUAUCGAAAAUCAAUUAUCGACCACUUCCAAAUUGUUCGCGUAUAUGACUCGGUUUCAUGUAAUUCUGUGGCUGAUUACAAUACUUGUGGCUCAAUGCAUCUUUUUUAUAAUGGUUCGCGCCAGGAAGGGAAAAUCAUCCUUGAUCCUUUACGUUCUCAUGACGGCAGGAUUUGGAUCACUGACUGUAGUGACAUCAAAAUUUUUAGCACUUUUGUUAAAGGUUUGGGUGUUUGUUCCUUCCGAUGGUAAUAAUUCAAACUUGGAAGAUAAGAUCUUACCCGUCAUCCUUGAUGAGGUCAGAUCUUCAGCCUCAAUGCUUGCCUUAAUAAUUUCUCUCAUGGCAAUAAUAAUUAUACUGAUUAUUGGCAUAAUUGGACAAGAGACUUGUAAACAGUUAGCAUUAAGUAAAUAUCGUGUCACACAAUUCCAACCAAUGUUCUAUUCAUCACAUGUAACAUUUGUCGCUAUGAGUGGUAUGAUCGUAUUUGAUGAAGUUGGAUCAUGGUGGUCUGUUGUUGGUUUUUGUUUUGGAAUCAUGGUGAUCGUUAGGGGUGCAUUAUCCAAUAAGACUUUCCAAUAUGAUGAUGAUGAUGACAGUGACGGGAUCAUUAGCGAUACUUAUGAAACCAUGCCCACUGAAAUAGAUUCUUUAGUCCCGGAAAUUUUGCAAAAUUCUAAUAAUCCAAGACAUUACGGUGCUUUGGUGUAA